CCGCGACGCAGCCACCCGCCGCUCCGCCGCCUGGCUCCGCGCCUUAGUCCAGCUCUGCCGCAGCGGUCGCGAGGAGGGGCUGCUGGAGCGCGACUCGGGAGCCCCGGGUCACCACCCGGCCGCCGGAGCCACAGCCAGGCCUCCCUGAGCGGCGCCCACGCUCUCGCUGUUCGGACGCUCGCACCCGCAGCCACCUGCUCCCGGCCCGAGGCCAGGACACGAUGCGCUCCGCGCUGGCGCUCUCCGCGCUGCUGCUGCUGCUGCUGCUGCCGCCACGGUCGCUCUCUGAAACCGGAGACCCGCCCGCUCCUGCCUCAAAUCCCAUAACAGACCAUAUAACCUCAAGCAAGUCUGACGCCGACCGCAGUGACGGAAGGCAGGCUGUAGUCCCUGCCGUGACAAGCAAGGCUCCCCCAGCCACUGAGGGAAGGGAGGCGUCAGCCACCACGUCAGCCCCGGUCAACAAAAACCUGUCACUGGCACCCAGCGCCUCCACCGGUGCCCCAUUUGCAGCCCCGACCCAGAAAAGCACGGCCGUCCCGACCACUGACAAAGAUGGGGCGUCCUUAGCCACGCCCCCCCCAAGUACUGAUCCCCCAGCGACUCAAGGUUCAAGCCAGUCCGCGCUUCCACCAACCACGAAGUCCACGAAGCCCGACCCCACUGGCCAGCCAGCCGGAUCGGGAGCCCAGAGUAGCCCCGGCGUUUCCACCGACGACACGGCCACGCAGGGCACGGGGGCGCCGGCCUCUGCGUCUCCACUGGUCAGGUCCACCGGCGCCACACCUGCUCCGUCCACGGCCACCCCAACACGCCCUCCCCAGCCAGCUACAACUGCUUCUUUGAAGCCCUUGGGGAGCUCUUCCCAGGAACCAGACAAAAUCACUAUCACAUCAAGUAGUUUAGGCACCGAGACAAGUCCCGGCCCCACAUUAUCUGGGGCACCUACCACGCCAACAUCAUCGGCCGCCUCACAAGGAAAUCAGCAGUACUCCAGCAAGGUGCCGGCUGUCCCUGGGACUUCUGUCACUGAGACCUCUUCUUCUGUCACUGAGACUGCUGCUUCUGUCACUGAGACCUCUUCUUCUGUCACUGGGACCUCUUCUUCUGUCACUGGGACCUCUUCUGUCAUUGGGACCUCUUCCUCUGUCCCUGGGACCUCUUCGUCGGAGGCUCUGCAGCCUGCAGUCCCUUCCUCAGGACCGGUGGCCACCUCUGUCAUAGGACCUGGAAGCUUCAUCACUCCCUUGGCUCCAAAUACCCCCGUCUCCAGAAUGUCUUAUCCUCCCUCGACUCCUAAGAAUGAUGGGGCGCUGCCAGCAGUGGGAGGACAGAUAUGGUGUGGACUUCCCGAAAAUCAAACUGAAGGGAUGCUCGUCCUGAACUUCACGAAAACCAGCCCCUGUGUAAAGGACUUUUCGGAUGACCAUCUGGUUGAACUGCUGUGCAAGGCAGCCAAAGCCACCUUCAAUGCAGCUAAAGAUAAGUGCCGCAUCCAGCUGGCACCUAUCCCAGAGGCCCAGGCAGUGGCGGUCAAAGAAAUCACGAUCCAGACAAACCUCUCGCCCACGGACGUGUAUGAGUCGCUGAAAGACAAAUGGGACGAGCUGAAACAGGCGGGAGUCAGUAACAUGAAGCUUGGGGACCAGGGGCCACCCGAGGAGACCGAGGACCGGUUCAGCAUGCCCCUCAUCAUCACCAUCGUCUGCAUGGCCUCCUUCCUGCUCCUGGUCGCUGCCCUCUACGGCUGCUGCCACCAGCGCCUCUCCCAGAGGAAAGACCAGCAACGACUCACGGAGGAGCUGCAGACAGUGGAGAAUGGUUACCAUGACAACCCCACACUGGAAGUGAUGGAGACCUCCUCAGAGAUGCAGGAGAAAAAGGUGGUCAGCCUUAACGGGGAGCUGGGGGACAGCUGGAUCGUCCCCCUGGACAACCUGACCAAGGACGACCUGGACGAGGAGGAGGACACGCACCUCUAAUCAGGUCUGCGGGUGGCCUCCGACAGUGCCACAGCGCUCCAGACUGAGCCACCUCAAGUGCCAUUCAGAUAGGGGAGGAAUGUCCUUCCCAGCUGAGGGAGAGACUGGCGAGGGAAGGAGACUUGGAGGCUCUCUCCACCCUAUCCCCACAGGGCCUUAAUUUCCCCCUUUCGGACUGAACAAGUCCCUUUCUGUCUCGAUUCGUCUUGUAAGAUAACCCACUAGUGCCUGAGCUCAGUACUGCUGGAAGGCGAGAGGGAGCUCACCAACAUGACCAUCUAACCAUCUAGUAGGACCCCUUCACCUCAUGUACGAGGGGACCGAGGCCUGACGGGGUAUAAGGUCCUGCUGACAGCCCCUGGUGACGGAGUCAGGAUGACAGCAGAUUCCUUCUUCCGGUCUGGCCGCACUGCCACCCCGCCCCACCGCCGCCACCACCCUGUACCCUCACCUCCGAUCCUCCCCCAGCGGGACAGAAGGGCCAGAUCCUGUCUCAGGGGGAUUGGAUUCCUUGAAAGUACGGGUCCAAGCUGUCCAUCUUGUGUCCCCCCCCCCCACCCUCACCUGGCAGUAUUCCUACCCCCUUUUUGCCUCCCCCACCCUUCACUCUGUAUCCCUACUCUGUCCCAAGGGCCUCUGGGACUCACACAGGUCAUUUAUGACUUUGAAUCCCUUGUCCUGGAUUCUGGCUUCCUUGGAUAUGAGUGGGACUCAACCCACAACAGACCCUAGUGUGAGCGAGGUCUGCUUCAGGGGUCCACCUUGCAGGUAAAGAUGGGUCCUGGCCCAGUGCCCAGGGCAAUCCUUGAAGGGGCUCCCCAGGAACUUGCUUGGCUUCCUGCUCCCACUGGGAACUAGAAUCUGCAGCAGCUAUGAAGGCCGAGUGCUCCUGUCUUGUUCCUCCUCAGCCCGUGUGGUGAGGUCCCAUGCUAGGGGAUCCCUCAGACCCGGCGAGAGCGGUAGCUGGGGGUGGGGGGCAGACUUUCCCAGGGCCUGGUCCACACAGAGGUGUCUUCAUAGACAAUCGGUCGACAGGAAAGAUAGGCUUUACUCUCUGUUCCAUAGGAAACUCAGGGACUUUUCAAGUUGCUGAGAGUUUUGCUGUAUUUGUGUUUCAGUCUAGCCCUCUACUGCCCAAAGCCAAAACUCCAGCCAUUGGGAGACUUUUCAGUUAACCAAUCUCACUGAUUCCUGGUUCUCCUGUGCCAUAGGGCAAGAAAGGCCUAGAAAGUGUGAUGCGUCUUAAGAUGCACAGGGGCAGCGUGGGGUGGAGGCUGUGGGGGUCCUGGUGACCUCUCAGUGUCCUCAGUGGCCCUGAGCUGGGUCUGGCCGUGUCCCCUUCUAUCCUUUGCAGGCCUACCCGGUUCUGCAGUUUCUGGUGGCAUCUCAGGGAAGCAGUGCCCUGGAGGGGCUUAGAGGGAGCUCAGCAGUCAGCUCCCAAGCAGAAGGCACCUGAGGACUGGGAAGAGGGAGGUUUAAUCUGGUUUUUCUGGGUGUGACUCUCUCAUUCCUGGGUGUGACUUUCCUGACACCAACUAGGAAGAUGAACAGAACUACUUCAGAGAGUGAAAGUGGUGAUUUCAGAGCAAGAAGCCAGAACCCCAGAACCUGGGGCCAGGCUCUGAUGGUCCUGAUGAAAUAGGCAGCCUGCUUUAGUAUAGCUUAUUUUUUUCAAAGAGCUUAGUGAGGGAAGAUCUCUGUCCUUCCCUGGCUGCCUUGAUUCCUUCUUCACAGUCAUUGGCCUUUGAUAUCUUAGGAGAAAAGACAGGCCAGGGGUUCAAGUAGGGCGUCCUGCAAGUUUCCAAGAGCUAGAGAGAUGCUAACAAGGAACCAAAAGCAUUUGCCCUGAUCCUCCAGCAUUUGGCAGUUGGCAGGAUGGAGAACAGUGCUCGUUGGGGGAAGAACAGAAGAAAUCUUGUUACACAGAUCUGUUUGCUUCCUUCCUGCCCAACAUUUGGUUCUUUCCACCCAGUGGGUUUCUGUGGAAGAGGGCAGACUGGAUUACUGCUCCUUUGCUGAUUCUGGGUCACAUUUUACCAACCAGGCCUUAAGGCAGAGACUGAAACUAUGCCUUCACAAAGAGAUCAAAGGCUCUAACCCCCCAGGCCUCUUAGGGAGAGAGAGGAUGUCUGGCAAAAAAUAGCGUGAAAAUUAUACUUGGUCAAGAGGAAUGACUGCGGUUCUGUCCAAGGGGAGCCUUGGGAAGCUUUGGGCCGGUUCAUGUGCUCCUUUUUGGUGCAUCCAGACUGGGUCACACUGGCCUGUAAGGGCAACUUCAGAAUCCAGUACCUGGCCUGGAUUGCUCUUUUCAUUAAAGUCUAGGUCCAGGGCCGUACAGCCACGCAUGCUCAAGGGUCUUCAUCCCGCAUCUGCACUGGGUUCUAAAUGCUGUCUGGUAAGUCAGAUGCUGGGGCGGAGAAGAAAGAAGAGGAACACCAGGAGCUCAGCCGGACUCUGCGCCACACAGAGAUGGUAAACUUGACGUCGGUGGCAGACUGGUUUCUCUGAGCUGCAUAAAAGGCCAGAAACCAUGGCCGAUGACUGGACAGAACCGGGAGGGGCAGUGCUCCCGGAGGAGGUACAGAACUCGCUUUGCACGGCAGGACAGAAUACGGGUGAGCCUAGUCUAGAUGCCAGAUUCUUUUGCCCACUCUUGAUAAGGAAAGAUGGCAGAAAAUUUAUUUAAACCACUUCUUGAGCUUUAACCUUUUUGACAAUAUACUGGAGAAACUUGGAAAAACAAGUCCAAGCUGAUACGUCCAUAUGUACUUCUUGAUAAAUGUAAAUACAACGCCACACGUUACUCUACCCUGCACUGCUUUAAGUGAAAAUACUUUGUAAAAACAUUUGUUAAGUGAGGUGGCUUCCCUCUCCCUGAAACAGGAAUGUAAAUGUCUGUUUCACUAGAAAUGACAAGUUUUUAAAAAAUUCUUCUUGAAUGAAAUAUGACAAGCUGAUGACAAAGUUUUUGUCUUUGAGAUCAGGCAUCUUUGUUUUAAAAUAUGAUUCUCACCCCCUCCCCAGCUAAAUUAUAGCCUAUCACAGGCUUGAAUCAAUAUGCACUGGUUAGAAAGUGAAACUCCAGUCCUAGGGAAAGGCUUUGAGAGACCUAGUCCAACCUUUGUUUUGUUCGUACAGAAAAAGACGCUGAAGCACAGAAAGAUAAAGUGACUUGGCCAAAAUCACAUGGUUAGUGACAGAAACAGGAUUAAAACACUGGUGUCGUGGGCCUUAGAAGGAAUUGGGAAGGACAAGCAAGCACCAGACUGACACUGAAUGCCCUUCUCAAAUCUUAACCUGCAGCAAGGCUGGGGAGGAUGUGAAGUCAGCAGUGGGAAACAUAACUGGUCUUCUCUUCCUUUGAGUUACUUAGGUCCUGGAUUUGAGUGAACGGUAUGCUUUUCUGUCAAGACACAAUUUUGGAUGGGCUCUGACUUGGAUCAUGUAGCAGGUCUGAGGCCCAAAGGGAACAAGCUAGGUGGAGGCAGAGGGGACAAGAGGAAAGCGAUGGCAAUAUUCUUCACUCACUAGUGGAUCGGCUCUGGUUGGGGGAAAACCCAACACUGAGUGGAAGGGAGGGAAUUAUUAUUUGAUGUGUGUCUUUUGUUACUAGUGAAUGUCAGAGUUCGCCCAGGAGACUGGGGGAGCGUGUGUCUUCAUGGACAGGGGUCUGAAGUACACUGGAAUUUACUGAGAAACUUGUUUUGUAAAGACUAUACUUAAUUAUUGCCAUUUUCUUACAAAACUAUAUUUUGGAAAAUUGUAUACUGUCAAUUAAAGUGCUUUUGUAUAAGCUGGUUCAAGCCCUGUUGGUUGAA
Suricata suricatta (meerkat) is the source of this 5800-nucleotide messenger RNA. It is a transcript of the gene PODXL, whose product is annotated as podocalyxin like. Lineage: Eukaryota; Metazoa; Chordata; Mammalia; Carnivora; Herpestidae. The coding region runs from base 222 to 1982 and encodes 586 amino acids. Gene Ontology annotation, cellular component: microvillus membrane; apical plasma membrane. The transcript has 8 exons. The record is from RefSeq and is a predicted model, not a curated record. Gene Ontology annotation, biological process: cell migration; negative regulation of cell-cell adhesion; positive regulation of cell-cell adhesion mediated by integrin.